GCACAGAGAGCAGACGCACGCGGGUGAUAUUUUGGACUGACAACACACGGCAACGGCACCAUGGUGCAGCAAACGGACAACAGCGAAACGGACGGCAUGUCCAGAGAAGCCACCGACUCCGACGAAAGUGAAUUCAUGGUUUCGAUAAACCCAGACUGGUGCAAGACAGCGACCGGACACAUAAAGCGACCGAUGAACGCGUUUAUGGUGUGGUCUAAAAUCGAGCGGAGAAAGAUCAUGGAACAGUCUCCAGACAUGCACAACGCCGAGAUCUCCAAACGCUUGGGGAAGCGCUGGAAAAUGCUGAAGGACAGCGAAAAGAUACCUUUCAUCAGGGAAGCCGAAAGACUCCGGUUGAAACACAUGGCUGAUUAUCCUGACUACAAAUACAGACCCAAGAAGAAACCAAAGCUGGACAGUUCCUCCAAACCCUCAGCCCCAUCUCCAGAGAAGUCCUGCACCAAAAUGUCCAAGAACUCCAAGAAAUGUCCCAAACUAAAAGCGAACAAGACGGGAAGCAAGUCGUCUCACUGCUACGGAGAUGACUACGUGUUUAAGAGCAUUAAAGUUUCAAAGACUGUCAUUAAAAGUGAAUUCACGGAUGAAGACGACGACUCCGAGGAGGACUCCUCUCGAGUCCGGGUGAAGGAAGAGGAAGAGGAUCCGAUCCGAGCCUACAAUGUAGCAAAAGUUCCCGCCAGCCCAACUUUGAGCUCGUCUACAGAGUCCGAGGGCGCCAGCAUGUACGAGGAGGUCCGGAACAACAGACUCUUCUACAAUUUCAAAAACAUCACCAAGCAGAGCACAAUGUAUCCUGCAUCCGUCUCACCAGCAUCCUCUAGGUCAGUUUCCACUUCUUCCAGCUCAAGCGAAGACGCGGACGACUUGCUUUUUGACUUCAGUUUGAACUUCGCCUCCUCCGCGCAAAGAAGAGUGGGUGAACCUCUGAGGCACAGAGAGCAGACGCACGCGGGUGAUAUUUUGGACUGA
This is a messenger RNA of Sinocyclocheilus anshuiensis, 990 nucleotides long. RefSeq names its product transcription factor Sox-11-like. Gene Ontology annotation, biological process: neuron differentiation; brain development; camera-type eye morphogenesis. NCBI's taxonomy places the organism in Eukaryota, Metazoa, Chordata, Actinopteri, Cypriniformes, Cyprinidae. The transcript has a single exon. Gene Ontology annotation, cellular component: nucleus. The coding region runs from base 61 to 990 and encodes 309 amino acids. Gene Ontology annotation, molecular function: RNA polymerase II cis-regulatory region sequence-specific DNA binding; DNA-binding transcription activator activity, RNA polymerase II-specific. The record is from RefSeq and is a predicted model, not a curated record.